AUGGACAAGUGGGCUCCUAUCGCUCCGUCAAAGCCAGGAGCCAACCCGGGCUCGGGCCAUGGCAUGUUCUCAGGUUUUGGCUCGGUCCUCAAACCCCACAAGGCUGGCCCAUCCACCAGCGCAGCAGCACUCGCACGCGCAGGGCGAACUGGCCCCCGCGUCGGCCGGUGGCCCGAGGAUAUUCUCGUGCGCAUCGCUGGUUUCCUCCCCGUGCACGACCUGCCUGCGUUCGCUCGUGCCAACCGUGCGCUGGCUCGUAUCACGCGCAAUGAGACCAACUGGAAGGCACGGUGCCGCGUCCUUGGUGUCGAGCCCUCUAGUGACAAUCCCGAGCAGCCAGAAAAGGCGAGAACAACGAGUAUGAGUCGAAAUCGCCAGAGCCUCAGCAAGCCGCGAACAACCAGCGUCACGCGUCCACGAGCCGUUCCUGGCAACGAUGACGACUUUGGAGACUUUGGAGACUUUGGAGAGGCCGGCGACACCUUUGAGGACGUCGACUUUGGGGAUUUUAGCUCGGUGACCAAACCUCCUGCGACACAGGAGAAGAGUCUCUUGGACUUUGACACUGUACCUCUCCCAUCACGCCCCGGCGCUGGGCGUGCAACUGGCUUCUUCGCAGUCGCCCCUCCAUCACCUGUAGCCGCCCAGACGUCGGGGCCUGGGCCAUAUUGCCAGGCGUACAGGAAAAGGCAUGCCGAACUCGCUCCUCUGUGUCACCACCUCCGAACGUCGAGUGCACCAAGUAGCACGCUGUCGCUACUGUUCCCGCCCAACCCCACUACCGGCUUGGUGCCAAGCCUCGAGGAGCAAGGCAAGGUGCUGCUCGACCUCCUCCACUUUCUCUCCUCACAAGUGCAGCCCUUGCACGACUGGGGCUUUCUGCGACAGGCACUCCUGGCCGCUGCCGACCGAUUCGACUCGACAUGUCUUGUGGCGUUCGAGAUGGCGGACGGCCGCAAAGACGAAGCGGGAAUGCGCUCAGCUGCCCAGGCGAGCUGGCAGGUGUGGGAGGCUGGGGGCGGGACCCGUGAAGAGUGGGAGUGCGGCCGCGUUUGGGUUGAGAAGCGAGAGGUGUUCUACGAGGAGGGCAAGUGGGACGCGGCAGAAAACAUCAUCAAGGUCCCAGACGUGACCGGCACUGCGAUCGUGCGCGAGCUCGACUUUACGCCCAUGGACGCAUUCAUGGCUCACGUUCUCGAGUCGUUUCGGCUCGACGCCGAGCUCGCAGCCCGUGUGUUUCCCGCCGACGCCAAGGUCGUGUACUCGUUCAGCGAUCGCCUCGCUAUGGACGUACUCGGCGAGUACAUCAGCACACUCCUCAGCCAGACUAGAGUCAUGUCGCCAGAGUUGUCACUCCGCGCGUCGGCUGCCUCCUUCGUACAGGCGUGGAAACUCGUCGACGUUUCGAUGGAGGUCCUGGGUGAGGAGCAGACCAAGGUCCCGCGUUCUGUGAUUGAGAAGUCUGUGUUCUCAAUGUUUGAACCUCACAUCGACGAGUACCUCGAGGACGAGACCGAGUGGAUCAAGACGGCCCUGGACGGCAUCUGUAACGACUGGGACAAGCAGCUCGGCACAAACACGCGUUCAGCAGGCAAGAAGCGACGCGGAUCGAGCAAUCAGCCGCAAUUCCUUACGUCACAGAACCCAGACCAGGUCAAGCGCAACGUCCUCGCCGGGUUCAAGGAUGUGCUGCUGCUUCCCGUCACCAUUGUUCCCCGCACCGUCACGUUUGGCGUAAAUGCCAUUGUUUCCGGCGGCUCGCACGCGGUGCAGGGCUUGUCCAUGCUCAACCCGCAGAAGUGGGCGGCGUCAACCACAAAUACCUCCAAGGGUACACAAGGCAAGAUGGUCCACGGCGAGGCCAUCUUUGACGGACCUGUGCCCGAAGGGGACGUCGAGGAGAAGAACGACAAGAACGAGCCGGAGAAGGACGAGGUCGACAUUCUCGGGGUGACGAACGGCGUCAACAACCUGUCGGUUCCGGGUAUCGAGACGGCAUCUUCGUCCAGAGGUGGGACACCACUCCCCUCCGGUGCAGCCACUCCCAACCCUCCAGCAAAGGAUGACGAAUUCGAGCGCCUUCAGCUUCUCGUUUCCAUCGACACGGCUCUCGAGCUCAUCCACGCGGACCGCGAGUCGCUCAAGCGUACCGAGACGUUUGCCAAAUACCCCGGCAAGACUGGCAACAAAGUUGUCGAGGCGAUCGAGGAGGUGUUCAUCCUCCUGCUCAAGGCCGUUGGGGACCGGCACAUUGCUCCGGGCUUCAGAAUCGCGACACAGCAGAUGUUGACGUACCAACCGGCACAGCAUGAGGAGACGUCGAGCGUCGCGCCGUUGCUCCAGUUCUUCGAGCUCGUGCACGUGGGCGACACGAUCCAGAGCAUGGUGCAAGUCUACUUUGACAAGGAGAUUGCACCGUACGUCGACAAGACCGACUUCCUGAACGCGGUGAUGCGCGAGAAGAAGCGCUUCGAGAGUGUGCUCGACGAUGCCGUUGCAUCCGGAUUGAACGCCGGUAUCGAGGUCCUCAUGAACCAGGUCGAGCACAUCAUCCAGGUGAAGACUGGUCCGCGUGAGUACUAUCCCGAACCUGGUGUGCCGCAAGAGCUCGGCCCGACCAUCGGUUGCCGUGAAGCCAUUGCGUGCCUCGAAAUGCACUGUACCCUCCUCAAGGGGAGCACGAGCAAGGAGGUCCUCGAAGUGUUUUACCAGGAAGUGGGCAUCCGUCUGCAAUCUAUUCUCCAGCGCCACUUGAAGCGACAGAUCAUCUCGCUCGAGGGCGGGUUCCAGGUGAUUGCAGACUUGAACACUUACCACGCCUUCGUGGCGUCUCUCAAGCAGCAGCGCAUCACUGAAGACUUUGCCAACCUCAAGAUGCUAGGGCACGUGUACAUCGUGUCGGACGCCAAGGAUCUCGCGCAGAUUGUUCGCGACGUUACACGAUACGGAGGCACUUUCCGGCCUGAAGACAUCUACGAGUUUAUUCAAAGACGAAGCGACUGGAAGAAGAUUGAGAAGACUGUGGACAAGGCCAUGUACGCACUGUCUGUCAAGGAGGACUGUGUUAUCAUGUAG
Cutaneotrichosporon cavernicola is the source of this 3075-nucleotide messenger RNA. RefSeq lists its product as uncharacterized. The record is from RefSeq and is a predicted model, not a curated record. NCBI's taxonomy places the organism in Eukaryota, Fungi, Basidiomycota, Tremellomycetes, Trichosporonales, Trichosporonaceae. Gene Ontology annotation, cellular component: cytoplasm; exocyst. Gene Ontology annotation, molecular function: protein binding. The transcript is spliced from 6 exons. Gene Ontology annotation, biological process: exocytosis; Golgi to plasma membrane transport. Bases 1 to 3075 code for a protein of 1024 amino acids.